Messenger RNA from Charadrius vociferus (killdeer), 2577 nucleotides. RefSeq names its product polymerase (DNA directed) nu (gene POLN). Gene Ontology annotation, biological process: double-strand break repair; DNA-templated DNA replication. NCBI's taxonomy places the organism in Eukaryota, Metazoa, Chordata, Aves, Charadriiformes, Charadriidae. The transcript is spliced from 24 exons. The record is from RefSeq and is a predicted model, not a curated record. Gene Ontology annotation, molecular function: DNA binding; DNA-directed DNA polymerase activity.
AUGGAACAGUACACAUCAUACAUAGGAUGUGAGACUUCUAAAGUGCCUUUAUCUGAUAUUGCUCAGAGGAUUAUGACAGCUUUGCAGUCUAUUCCUGUAGGAGAAGUUCAGACUAGCAGAAAGAAUAACCAGAGUAUAGAGACAACAAAGGACAGUAAACUAGGUGAUAAGGAUGCACAUCUGAAAAAUAAAAAGGCAAGCAUACUGUAAGAUUGAAGACCACUAAAAAUUCAUGAAUCUGCAAUUGCCUUAUUAAAAACAUCUGCCAGCCCUGAAAAAAGUACUGCUGGUCAGGUAGUCAGGACAGUACAUACUGAUGAAUUGAUUUGUUGUCAAGAUACCAAAAUGGUGAGCUAUUACCAGGAUGUAGACUUGCCAACAUGGGGAUAUAGAGAAAGAAAUCUUUCAGUAGAAGCAAAAAAUGUGAAGGAUGGUGAAAAGAAUAUAGCUAUUCCCCUUAAAAGAAAGCAAGAUGUGCCUAUGUGUUGUUCAGAGAAAACAAGAAGAUUACAUGGAAAGACCUAUACUUCUUCACAUGAAAGACGAUACAACUGUACUUCUGGACAAACAGCAUUUUCUAAUAAUUAUCCUUGUGAUAUCAGGAGUUUGGGAUGUGAGGAAAAAAGAGAAUUGCUUGCAACUAUAGAACAGGCAGUGGCUUUUGUAACUACUAUGAUAUUUCAAGAUGGUUCUUCACAGCUCAACUCGGAGCAGGUCUUAACCUCAUCAGUAAAAGGAGUUGUUGUGUUAGUGAAGAGUCAGACUAGUCACCCUUGCCAUCCCAGUUACUCUUCGACUGACUAUACUUGGAAUGCUGCUAAUGAAAACGAUAAAUUAAUUUAUUUAAAAACUGAAUGGUCGUCUCUCUGGGAACAAGAACAACAGGCUCACAAGAGAUUUGCUUGGCAAGUGUUGUUUCAAGUGCUACAUUGCAAAGUUCCGAUUAUUUGCUUUAAUGCAAAAGAUUUCCUGAGGACUGUACUUCAAGUUUAUGGUAAUGAAAUUAGCUGGAAACAAGUUGCUGAUAGUGUCGUGUUAGAUCCAAGGAUUGCAGCGUGGCUGAUAAACCCCAGCGACACAGUUCCCUCCUUUGAGUGUUUAAUACAGAAGUAUUUUGGAAAGCCUUUUUCUAUGGGAACAGUAAAUACAGAUGCAGGCACUUUGAGAAACGGAUCAUAUCAAAACUUAGGUGUGGACUUGGAGAAACUUUAUAAUGUAAUGAUGGACCUUGCUCAUGACUUACAGGUUCAAGGUUUGUGGAAGUUAUUUUGCACAUUAGAGCUUCCACUUAUCAAAAUUCUGGCAGUGAUGGAAACACACAAAAUACAUGUGAACAAACAAGAACUGAAAAAAACAUCAGAGAUUCUGGGGUUGCGACUCAAAGAGCUUGAACAGGAAGCUCAUCAAGUUGCUGGAGAACAAUUCCUUUUGACCAGUAGUAGUCAACUCAGAGAGGUACUAUUUGAAAAGUUAAAACUGCAUGUACUGUGUGAGAAAGUUCACAGAACUGAAAUACAACAACUUGUGUCUACCUCAGAAGUUGUGCUAAAUAAGUUGCAAGAUCUUCAUCCUUUGCCUAAGAUAAUUUUAGAAUACCGUCAGGUUCAUAAGAUGAAAUCAACUUAUGUGGAUGGACUACGAACAUGCAUGAGAAAGGGAUUUAUUUCCCCUACAUGCAACCAGACAGGAACUGUGACUGGCAGACUUUCAGCUAAACAUCCAAACAUUCAAGGUAUCUCUAAACAUCCAAUUAGAAUUGCGAAGAAACAGUACAUAAAAGGAAGAGACGAGGAAAUAGUAACUAUUUCCCCAAGAACAUUGUUUGUUUCAAAAGAAGGAUAUACCUUUUUAGCAGCAGAUUUUUCCCAUAUUGAGUUAAGGAUCCUUGCUGACUUAUCAUCUGAACCAGAACUUUUGAAACUGUUCCAAGAACCUGAAACCACUGAUAUCUUUUCCACUCUGGCUUCUCAGUGGAAGGGAAUUCCGAGUGAACAAGUGAAACAUGCUGAUAGAGAGCAAGCAAAGCGUAUAGUUUACUCAGUGAUUUAUGGAGCAGGUAAAGAACGUCUCGCUGACUGCCUGGGAAUUACUUCUCUUCAUGCCAGUCAAUUUAUAGACAGUUUUAUGCAAAAAUAUAAGAAACUACAUGAAUUUACAAAGAAAACCAUUGAGCAAUGCCGAAACAAAGGUUAUGUGGUUUCCAUAAUGGGACGUAAAAGACCACUGGCUAAUAUCAAUGCGCAGGAUUACAAACUACGCACUCAAGCAGAGAGGCAGGCUGUCAAUUUUGUUGUUCAAGGAUCUGCAGCUGAUCUUUGUAAAAUGGCUAUGGUAGAGAUUUUUACCUCUGUUGUCAUUUCUCCAACUUUAACAGCCAGGUUAAUUGCCCAGAUUCAUGACGAGUUGUUGUUUGAAGUAGAAGAUUCUCAAAUCCAGGAAUUUUCAGUAUUGGUAAAAAGAACAAUGGAGUCCCUGCAGCAAACCACAGCCUUGGAAGUGCCACUAAAGGUUCCCUUGAAAGUGAUUCUUACCACUGGGAAAUCAUGGGGGUGUAUGACAGAAUUGCAGGAGAUGUAA